This is a messenger RNA of Equus caballus (horse), 4003 nucleotides long. The record is from RefSeq and is a predicted model, not a curated record. NCBI's taxonomy places the organism in Eukaryota, Metazoa, Chordata, Mammalia, Perissodactyla, Equidae.
CAGCGGCGUCCUGCAAACUAACUUUCCCCUGCAAUGGGGGUGGGCCGGAUGUGGGCCGCCGAGGCCGCGCGAGCCGCGGGGCUGGGCCGUCCCCGAGGGCUGCUAGCGCGGGAACGCGGAGGCCUGCAGGGCUGCUACUGCGUGCCGACAGCUAAACGCUCAGCCCCCUUCUCGCUAUUCCCUGUUGCGCCGUUUGUUAACCUUAGUCCUAGGAGGCGCGUUGGCCGCCUCAGUGCAGUGUCCGCAGGACAUUCCUGACGCCCAUGCGAGUUUCAGAGUUCUGAUUUCGAAACGGACGGUUCUUGAUGCUGCUGCCACUUGUUUUAACGAUUUGGGGUAACCCCGACCCCAGAUGGUCGGUUAAAAAAUGCAUGAGCUAUAAUUGCCGUCUCAACGGUUCUGCAUUUACCGUUUCUUUGGCAGCGUGCUAAUGGCUUGUUGGGCUUUCUGGAUAUGUUUGGGGUACCUGGCUGAAAGUUAAUUCAGAUUACUGAUGUGUGGCUGCUGGUUGGCCUUGAACUUGACUUUCGUUGACACUUCGGGAGUUUAGGAUCCAUCUCUACAUGGAUGUCCCUGGGAAGUCGCUAUCAGCUGGAUGAAAUUAAUUCCUAGCACGGUAGUCUAAGUAAAAUGUUGUAACCAACGUGGAUACCCCGGGAGGUCACUCUCCCCGGGCUCUGUCCAGGUGGCGUAGGGGAGCAUAGGGCUCCGCCCCGUGAUGUACAGUCCUUUUCCACAACGUUGGAGAUGAAGCCGGGCCUUGAGUCUGCGCCUGCAUAUUCCUACAGCUUCUCAGAGUCCUGUGGACCAUGACUGAGGAGACAAACCAUGCAGGAAACAGCUCUAGAGCACCGCACCUGGAUCUAAGUAGAUCCGGAGUGAAAGAAAAAUUUGCUUUGAUCGGUUCUACGGUACUGCUGGAUUAAGCUUUUACCUACCUUGUUUUGCAGUGUUUGCUCAAGAUUCCAAAUGAUUUGAGGUGAGUAAAACUACGGGUUGCUUUUGGCUCAUCAGUGUUUGCCUGUCAGUAUUUUGCGUAAAACAUUUAACCAUUCUGAGUUUAGUUCCUUUCGCGAACAUGAUGCUACUGUUCGAUACAUUGUUACAUCUUUAAUUCUCGUGUGAUGAGGAAGAUUUCUACUUUGCAAAUGAAAAAACUGACCGUUUCGGUGUCAUAGCCAAGGUCAGGUAGCACAACUUGCGCAUGAGCCAUAUAACGUGUGUCUCCUCCAUGUGUGUAAAGAAGGUAAGAGUUCAGUAUCAUGGACAAUCCUUUCCACCAUAGAGGAGAUCAAGUUGCGCAUAUGCAUAUUCCUACAAUGAAUAACGGGUUCAGUAGAUGAACCAUGAAAUAGUCUCAGAUCUACAUGUGUAGUAUGGGAUGAAAUCUCUUAAAUGUUUUGAGGGGUAAUAAUGCUGUUUAAUCAGGCGUUCCAACGUGGAUACCCCGGGAGGUCACUCUCCCCGGGCUCUGUCCAGGUGGCGUAGGGGAGCAUAGGGCUCCGCCCCGUGAUGUACAGUCCUUUUCCACAACGUUGGAGAUGAAGCCGGGCCUUGAGUCUGCGCCUGCAUAUUCCUACAGCUUCUCAGAGUCCUGUGGACCAUGACUGAGGAGACAAACCAUGCAGGAAACAUCUACUAUACAAUUUGCAGUUUAAGUAAGAUGGUAAAUAUGAGUCUAAUCCUCUUUUUUUUUUUUUUUUUUCCAUUUUCAUUCAGGAGAGAAGAACCUCACCACCAAACUUUGGCAGAGAGACUUGGACAGGAACAUGCCACCCAAGCGUAUAGCUAAGAGAAGGUCACCUCCAGAAGAUGCCCUCCCCAAAAGCAAGAAGGCGAAGGUCUCACAUAGGUCCCACAGCACAGAACCCGGCUUGGUGCUGACGCUGGGCCAGGGCGAUGUGGGCCAGCUGGGACUGGGCGAGAAUGUGUUGGAAAGGAAGAAGCCAGCCCUGGUGGCCAUUCCAGAGGAUGUUGUGCAGGCCGAGGCUGGGGGCAUGCACACUGUGUGUCUAAGCAAAAGUGGUCAGGUCUACUCCUUCGGCUGCAAUGAUGAGGGUGCCCUGGGAAGGGACACAUCAGUGGAGGGCUCAGAGAUGGUCCCCGGGAAAGUGGAACUACAAGAGAAGGUGGUACAGGUGUCAGCAGGAGACAGUCACACAGCAGCCCUCACCGAGGAUGGCCGUGUCUUCCUCUGGGGCUCCUUCCGGGACAAUAAUGGUGUGAUCGGGCUCUUGGAGCCCAUGAAGAAGAGCAUGGUGCCCGUGCAAGUGCAGCUGAGUAUGCCUGUGGUGAAGGUGGCCUCAGGAAAUGACCACUUGGUGAUGCUGACAGCUGAUGGCGACCUCUACACUUUGGGCUGCGGGGAGCAGGGCCAGCUGGGCCGUGUACCUGAAUUAUUUGCUAAUCGUGGUGGCCGGCAGGGCCUUGAACGACUCUUGGUCCCCAAGUGUGUGAUGCUGAAGUCCAGGGGAAGCCGGGGCCACGUGAGGUUCCAGGAUGCCUUCUGUGGCGCUUACUUCACCUUUGCCAUCUCCCACGAGGGCCAUGUAUACGGCUUUGGCCUCUCCAACUACCAUCAGCUUGGAACCCCAGGCACAGAAUCUUGCUUUGUACCCCAGAACCUGACAUCCUUCAAGAAUUCCACCAAGUCCUGGGUGGGCUUCUCUGGUGGCCAGCACCAUACAGUCUGCAUGGAUUCAGAAGGAAGAGCAUACAGCCUGGGCCGGGCUGAGUAUGGGCGGCUGGGCCUUGGGGAGGGUGCUGAGGAGAAGAGCAUACCCACCCUCAUCUCCAGGCUGCCUGCCGUCUCCUCAGUGGCUUGUGGGGCCUCUGUGGGGUAUGCUGUGACCAAGGAUGGUCGUGUUUUUGCCUGGGGCAUGGGCACCAACUACCAGCUGGGCACGGGGCAGGAGGAGGAUGCCUGGAGCCCCGUGGAGAUGACAGGCAAACAGCUGGAGAACCGUGUGGUCUUAUCUGUGUCCAGUGGGGGCCAACACACAGUCUUACUAGUCAAGGACAAGGAGCAGAGCUGAUGAAGCCUUGAGGGCCUGGCUCCCGGCCCCACCACCCUCCCUCCCGGAACAGGGAAGCCGUGACAACCACAGAUUCCAGCAGGCCUCCCCCAGCCCCAAGGACUCUGUUAUCUCCUGCCUUUUUCCCAUCAGCAGAACAGAAUCUUUUCCGUCUUUUUCUUCCUCCUGUCUGGAAUCAUCCUUGGACCUACAGGAUAAAGAGGGGAUGGAAGAGGGGAGAGAGUUUUAUCAGAAUGAACAUUGCUCAUGCCAGAGCUAUGUGGUUAGACCUUUCCCCCCUCAUUCCUACCUCCCAUGGUCCUGGCUAACCCUGGUUUGCCUACCAAAAACCAAAACUUCCUCCCCUGGUUGUUUGGUGCCCACACUCUGAGAAUCGGGGCUCCUACUCUAGUCAUGUGCCACUCUUCUGUCCUUCACAGUCCACAGGCAGGCAAAUGGUAUAGUCAUCAGACCCGGCUGUCAUGGACCUGUGCCUGGGGGAAACUGGAGAAGGGGCAGGGCUACUCAGCCAUGGGCAACCCCAAGCCAAAUAUUUGGCCCUGAACAGGUGCCCAUGGAGCAAAAAAAAAAAGAUCCUCCACUUGAUCAAGAAUAAAGCCAAUCAGCCUUUCUCCCAGAAGCACAAAGCAUUCUGCUCUUCAGGUAUUACCUUCCUAUCCAUCCGUCCAACCUGCCUCACCUGCAGCCAAGGGCCUGAAAUCUGGGAAGGAAGCCACACCUACAGGGCAGGACAUGGUGGGGGAAAGAGAAGCGGGGUUUUAUAAACAAACUUAUAGCAAUAUUGAUAGUGAAGGGAGGGAGGGGAAGAGGGUUGGAGGGGCAGAGGCUGGUCCCCAGAAGGGGAGGCAGCAGCUUGGACAGUGGCUGAGAAAAUAGAAAACAGUUUUGAUUUUUUUAAAUGUAAAGUAUUUUGGAGGGGAGAGUGAAAUCUUUUAACACUUUGAAUAAAUUUAGAGUUUUAUAAAACA